This is a messenger RNA of Carcharodon carcharias (great white shark), 1724 nucleotides long. RefSeq lists its product as uncharacterized. Lineage: Eukaryota; Metazoa; Chordata; Chondrichthyes; Lamniformes; Lamnidae. The transcript has a single exon. The record is from RefSeq and is a predicted model, not a curated record. Bases 66 to 1205 code for a protein of 379 amino acids.
ACUUCCCCCCCCACCCCCACCACCACCACAGUCACCCCCAAACAUUCACCCCUUACCCCCGGCCCAUGGAUCUGAAAGUGGAGGCCCAGCGGGUGAUGGCUGUAGCCCUGGGAAAGAUGUACAAUUCGCGGCUCCAGAGGGGAGGGAUUCGGCUCCACAAGAGCCUGUUGCUGUCGCUGGUGCUCCGCAGCGCCCGGGACAUUUACCUGAAUGUUAGAGCCGAACAGCAGGACGUGGAGGCCGGUCAGGGGGACAAGCUGGAGGCCGAGGCCAUGGAGGUGGAGGAUGGAGAGAGAGGAGCCGAGAGAAAGGGGGAGGAAUGUAUCCAGCCCCGGGAUUGUAUCCAGUCGGACUCCGGGUGUAUCCAGCCCCGGGAUUGUAUCCAGUCGGACUCCGGGUGUAUCCAGCCCCGGGAUUGUAUCCAGUCGGACUCCGGGUGUAUCCAGCCCCGGGAUUGUAUCCAGUCGGACUCCGGGUGUAUCCAGCCCCGGGAUUGUAUCCAGUCGGACUCCGGGUGUGUCCAGCCCCGGGAUUGUAUCCAGUCGGACUCCGGGUGUAAUCAGCCCCGGGAUUGUAUCCAGUCGGACUCCGGGUGUAAUCAGCCCCGGGAUUGUAUCCAGUCGGACUCCGGGUGUAAUCAGCCCCGGGAUUGUAUCCAGUCGGACUCCGGGUGUGUCCAGCCCCGGGAUUGUAUCCAGUCGGACUCCGGGUGUAAUCAGCCCCGGGAUUGUAUCCAGUCGGACUCCGGGUGUAAUCAGCCCCGGGAUUGUAUCCAGUCGGACUCCGGGUGUGUCCAGCCCCGGGAUUGUAUCCAGUCGGACUCCGGGUGUAAUCAGCCCCGGGAUUGUAUCCACUGCGACCGGGACAGAGUAUCCGAGUGUCCCCAGCUCUCCGUCCCUGAACCUGGGGCCAGGGAUCCCUGUGUCCGGCCCCGAGAAGCAGCGAGAAGACCCGGGUUAACCCGGGACAGGAAGCGGAGGAAAGGCUCGGAUCAGAGGGACCCGCCUGACCCCGAGUGUCUGCCCAGCAAGAGAGCUCGGCUGGAGGAGGAGGAGGAGGAACCCCGGAGCCUGGUCCGUGUGCGGGGCCUCGGCAAAGCAGCGGCCGAUUCCCCCAGGGAGCAGCCGCUGUCCCCGGGCCACCUCUGCCGGCACCGAGCCCUCGGUAAACGGGGCAUUUGGGUGCGAGUUGUUGUUGCUUAUUGAAGAGAGAGAGAGAGAGAGACAGACACACACAGACUGAGCCGGAGAAAUCAACAGGAAGGUUUCCUGAAACCCACAGGCGGGAAUUCUCCAAUUUGGGAUCAUCCCGACCCGUCCUGGUCACUUGGGGAUGUUGGAAAGUGGGUCAGGGCCAACGGUGACCAGCAUCGCGCCCCACGCCCUCAGAGCCAAGGAAGAGGGUAAAGGCUCCGAGAGAGACAGAGAGAGAGAGUGUGUGGGCCAACAGCAGUGACUUGUAUUUCCUGAACUCCAAUGUCCUGUUUUGGAUCCACCCGAACAGUAACCCAUGGGGGUGAUAAACUGAGCCCAGAGUGCCAGAGGGAGCCUGUACCCACCCUGGUGGAGGAGCCACACGCCAUCAAGACUGGACUCUUUUUUAUUAUAUAUAUAUAUAUAUGUAUAAAAUCAAAAGUUAUUGUCUUUUUUUAAGCCUCACUUUUGUAUGAACUUAAUGUUUUUCUAAAUUCGAGGCUUGUUUCUAAAGCCAAUAAAAGAAAUGAA